UGACAGCCCUGGUCAGAACAGGAAGAGACGGCCAUGUAAAUACUGAGUUGAGGAUGCUAGCUGGGUCCGCGUUCUAAACGAGAAAAAGGGCAGCUACACCUAAAACACCGGAGCAAAGAUGAGACUGCCUGGUUUACCGGGAAUAUUACGUUUCAGACAUCAGACUGAGAGCCUGUGACCAUGGAUGGAGCCGCUCCCAAAAACAAUGAAUCGAACUUCUUCAACAUCGAGCAUUUGGAUUUAAUCCUCAACAAACACAACUCAAACUUCAUCUGGCUGCUUGUUGCGACCAUUCUGUCCUGUGGAUGGAUCAUUUAUUUAACUUAUUAUAACUCCCGUAACAUCGGCCUCGUUCUCACCCUCAUCAUCAACAGGCUGUAUAAGGAUGGCUACAUCCACAUCGGCUCGUUCUCCUUCUCCGUGCUGUCGGGAAAAGUCAUGUUCAGAGAGGUUUAUUUCAUCAACCAGGACAUGUCCAUCAGGAUUCAGGACGGCCUUCUCAUAUUCCGCUGGUGGAAAAUGUACAACCCCAAACAGAAGCAGCAUGAUCCAAAGGCAGAAACCAGGCUUUACGUGACCGUCAACGGUUUUGAGUUCCACGUCUACAACCGCACCGACCUCUACGCACGGCUGCAGGAGACGUUCGGACUGGAAUCCACACUCCUGACUCCCAAGAAGGAUGAGGAGCGGGGACAAGACACAGAGACUCUGGAGAGUGUGAACAUCAAAGCAGAAAGUCCAGAUCCCACGUCGUCAUGGCGAUCGCUGAUUCCUGUCAUCAAAGUCAACAUCAGCACCGGCCGCUUAGCGUUCGGGAACCACCACCUCCCCCAGACGCUGUGUGUGAACUUUGAAGACGCCUUCCUAACGUACGCCACCAAACCUCCAUCCAGCCACCUGGACCAGUACAUGCACAUCGUCAAAGGCUCCCUGGAGAACGUGCGCGUCAUGCUGGUUCCCAGUCCUCGUUACGUGGGCUUAACAAACGAUGAACCUCCCAGACUGAUGGGCGAAGGCUUUGUUGUGAUGCAGUCCAACGACGUUGACAUCUACUAUUACCAGGAUGAACCCGGUCUUGUCGCUGAGGAGCUGGAGAAUGAGGAGGAGGCGGAAACCAGCAGCGAGGAUGAUAAACUCCAGGACCUUCCGCCGUGUUGGGGUCUUGACAUCGUCUGUGGGAAAGGAACCGACUUCAACUACGGACCCUGGGCGGACCGCCAGAGGGAUUGUCUUUGGAAGUUUUUCCUGCCUGCUGACUUUCAGCCCAUGAGAGAGACGGAACCUGCUCAGCCUGGAAAACCAAGGCAGAUUCAAGCCUUCGAGCUCCGCAUGAACAUCAUUGCUGAUGCCACCAUCGAUCUGCUUUUCACCAAAAACAGGGAAACCAAUGCCAUCCAUGUGAAUGUCGGUGCCGGCUCCUACCUGGAAGUCAACAUCCCCAUGACUGUCGGGGAGAACGGUUACUCUCCCACCAUCAAAGGUCAGCUGCUGCAUGUGGACACCACCAGCAGCAUGCAGUACCGGACUCUUCUGGAGGCCGAGAUGUUAGCUUUCCACGUGAUCGCCAGCUACCCCCGGAUUUGGAACAUGCCCCAGUCGUGGCAGUGUGAGAUUGAGGUGUACAAGGCCACGUACCAUUUCAUCUAUGCUCAGAAAAACUUCUUCACUGAUCUCAUCAAGGAUUGGGCGAGCGACAGCGCUCCUGAUAUCUACUCCUUUGUUCCGUAUUCCUGGAAGUUCAAGGUCUUAUUUCACCAGUUUGAGAUGAUCUGGGCAGCUAACCAGCACAACUGGAUCGACUGCUCCACCAAGCAGCAGGAGAACGUGUACCUGGCAGCCUGUGGCGAGACGCUCAAUAUAGACUUCACUCUGCCUUUCAACGAGUUCGUUCCCUCCACCUGCCACACCCGCUUCAGCCUGAAGGCUGAAGACACAGACAUGCGACUGUCCCUGCCUGAGUGCCACCCAAGCCGCUACCCCCUCCUCACCCUUGCCAAAGACUACCAGAACAUCAAGCUUCCCCCGGACAUGUUCACCUCAUCAGGGGAGAACCAAGGAGCGCCUCCCCCUCCUCCCCCACCUCCGCUUCCCAAAUCCAACAAGCCCCGCUGGAGGAACAUCACCCACGCAGAAGCCGGCUGGGUGGAUUGUUGGAGCGUGCCAAACUUCCUGCUCACCAUCGACUACACCUGGCACCCCAUCUAUCCCCAGAAGGCAGAUGAGCAGCUCAAACAGUCGUUUUCUGAGAUGGAAGAGUCCAUGCUGUCGGCCCUGCGGCCCCCGGAACACACCUCGGCGCUCCACAGCGGCCCGCCUCACUACAGCGCUACAUCAGCCGCCCACAGUCGGGGUCCCACCGAUCCAUCAGAACUCCCUCCUGACAGGCUUCACGUGGAGAUGGAAAUGUCACCUGAUUCUCAGAUCCUGCUCUAUGGGCCUCUGCUUCGAACGCUCAUCUCCAUCAAGGAGAACUAUUUUGGGGAAGAUGACAUGUACACAGACUUUGAGGAGGCCGUUUCCAGCCCCGUCAUGUCUACCUCCACCUCCUCCGGCCUUGGCUGGUCUCCUCUGGGGAUGGCAGACAGCGAGCAGAAGGAAACCUCUGACAUCCAUCCUCUGGACCUGCGGCCGUGGGACAUCACGGUGCGCAUCAACCUCUACAAAGUCCACGGCCGGCUGCCAGUCCACUGCAGCAGCGAUGGUCCCGAAGGCCCGUCAGGUUUCCUAGAGCGGCUCUGCUUUGAGAUGAAAAAGGGUUACAAGGAGACGAUGCUCCAGAUGAUCCUGUCUCCAGUUCACAUCUUCAUCAGCGACAACUACCAGCGGCCCACCGUGGACGGAGUGUUGAGAGACGGGCACCUGAGUCUGUCCGGGCUGCAGAUGAGGGCUCACGCCAUGUUCUCGGCGCAGGGUCUUCCUCUGGGAAGCGACACGCUAGAGUACGCGUGGCUCAUCGACAUGCAGGCCGGAGCGCUGACAGGUCGAGUCACGGUUCCUCAGGUGGCCAGUGUGAUUGAGUGGGGCGAGAGCUUCAUUUUUCAUGUCAUGUCCCGAGAAUUCCAGCUCGAACAACCCAAAACGUCGGUCAACUGCCAACACGGCGUUGACCGUCGCAUCUGUGACUCCAAGCUGAGCUGUCUGCCCGGGCACUGUCGCACGUCGGAGGAUCUGAAGUACACCAUGACGCGGCUGGCCAUGGAUGGAGCUGACCUCUUCUUUGUGGAGCACGGCUGCGCUGCCAACGUCAAGACGGGGAUCAUCCGUGUCGCCAACUGCAACCUGCACAACCAGGCGGUGGGAGAGGGCAUCAGCGCCGUGGUGCAGGAGGUGAACGUGCGACAGUACAUUGAGCUGCAGCUGGCCGGACAAGGUCAGGGUCUGGGUCAGCCCCCCCUGCUGCGGCGUUCUGUCUGGCUUGAGGCAGGUUCAGUCAAGCUGAACCUCAUCACGGCGGAUAUCGCCCUGGCAGCUGACCACCCGGCCAAAUGUGAAGUCCAGAGGCAGUUUCUGGAAUUACAUGACGCCCAGACCAAAAGACUCUGGUUCCUGUGGCCCGACGAGGCGAGCGUUCGGAACAAGCGAGGCAGGAACCGCUGCGGCUGCCUGGGAGGCUGCAGGUUCUUUGGAGGCACCAACAUGGGUCUGGACUUCUUCAAGCUCGAGGAGCUGACUCCGUCCUCCUCAUCUGCGUUCUCUUCGUCCAACGCUGAGCCGGACAUGUCCUACGGCCAGUCCCUACUCCAGCCUGGGGAGUGGAUCAUUACCAAAGAAGUUCCGAAAGUGGAUGGGAGGGUUGUAGGAAUGAAGACGGCCACACAUUCCCCCUGCCUCCCUCCGGAGCUACCUGAGAGGCAGGGUCAACAGCACCUGAGCCUCCAGGUGCCGCAGCGAUCCCAUAGCUCCACCUCCUCCUCAGAAGAAAACAGCUCCUCCAGUGCUGCCUUGCCUCUGCUCGCUGCAGAACGGGACUCGCCCUCCCCGAGCCACGAGGACCGCGUGUUCGCCAUGAACGGGAAAAACCACCUAGACCCCCGGGGGGACAUCCCAGAGGUCUCACCCGUCUCACACAACGGUUCCCAGGACCGCACCUCUGUGCGCUCCCCCCUCUGCUCUCCUCUGAAGCGUCAGUCGUCGGUCCAGUCCGGUCGGCUGGGCAGCACCAAGAGCCUGUCGGCGGCUGUCUUCACUGAUAAGCCUCCUCCAGUCCUCUCAGGAGGAGUCCAGUUCAGCAGCGAGGUCUCCCGCAGUGACGAGAUUGUCCUGGAUUCUCCUCGCCAGCGCCGAAGCUACGGCUCGUUUCCCUUCACGCCAUCCGCGGACUCCAGCACCUUCCACCAGUACCGCUCCGCCGACUCCAGCAUGUCGGUGGCCGACAGCGAGGCCUACUUCUCGGCCACCGAGGACUUUGAGCCCAUCAGCAGUGCCGACGAGGGCCCGGGGACGUACCCGGGCCGCAAGAAGAAGAGGAGGCAGCAGAUGCAGCAGCCGCCGCCGCCGCCCUACCUCAUGGAGAACUACAGCCGGAGUUCCAUUUACCACAGCAUCGAAGGACCGCUCACCUACGUUCUCAAUGGAGAACUCAUCACCGAGCCUCGCCCUCUACCGCCUCCACCGCUACCCCCGCAGCCCCCCCAGCCUCUGGCUAGCCACACCUCCCAGGCCUCCUUUGUGUCAGCCUUGGCCAUGGAGGAGGAGAGCUCGGUGGAGGCGGAGAAGACGGUCGAACCGGGCCUGGUGACCCAGCAGCCCCACGUCAUGGCGUGCUACCAGAACUACCUGGCCCACUACCAGGUUUCUAACUGGUCUGUCAAGCAGCCAACCAACAAACGGACAUCCAAGUCCUCUUUGCACCGCCCUCUUGACUUUGACACGCCCACAAGUGAAGAAAGCUCCGCCUCUUUUGACCAGCUGUCUGUCCCCAGCUUUAAGGCGACAAAGCAGGGCCUCUCAGCCAGCUCGCUCUUCGACAGAGGAGUUCAGUUGAUGGGGGAGACCAACAGCAGCACUCCAUACACUCCUCUGGAUAAAAGGGCCAUGGAGUACACGGAUGAGGACACGACCACGGAUGACUGGACGCUUGAGCAGCCUCUGUCCCAGACCAGAACCACCGCCAUAGUGGAGGUGAAGGGGGCUAUCAAUGUGGUGCUGACGCCGCUCGUAGCCGAAUCUCUGGACAGGUACAUCGAGUCUAUGGUCCACUUUGCCAGCAUCCGGCACCCGGCGGCCAUUCUGGACGACCUGCACGGAAAAGUCCUGAAUGAAGCCUAUCAGAUCAGCAAGUCCACGGUCACCGAGUUGAGCCAAACGGCAAAACAGGAGCAGAAGCUGUCCAAGACGGAGGGCACGACCCCCGCCUCGCUCAACGCCUCUCACGGCCAGACGGAGCUGUCUGUCAAACCCGAUAAUGUGAAGAUCAAGGGGCUUCAAGCCAGCGUGUCCAUCCCCAAGGUGAACCUUUGCCUCCUGCAGGCUUCUGUAGAGGAGGGAUCCCCAUCCAGCACCAGCAGAUGUGUCCCACACAUGUCUCUGGUGGCGCUGUGCUUCGACCGGAUCGCCACCCAGUUCAGGAUGAACAGGGGGAUUGUAGAGGAGACCCCCAACACCACGGAGCAUGGCCGACCCUCCGUCUCAUUGGACAAAUACGCCUCUGCCACCAAGAUGCAGCCUCAGUCCUCUGGCUCGUUACGCUCCAACGCCGGAAUCGAGAAGGGCAAAGAGAUCGCUGCCAGGCUGAACGUCCACCGGAUCCACAGCCAGCUUCGAGGCCUGGACUGCACAGACGAGGGCACGUUUGCCAUCACAGCCAUCCCCUUUGAGAAGUCCAAAGUUCUGUUUGGUUUGGAGGAAAUGGAGGAAUUCUCCAUGGUAGAUGAAACCGACACCCAGACACCGGGAACCGAUCCGUGCCGUUCCGGGUCAUCGCUGGAGAAAUGGGGCUGGAUCAUGUUUGAAUGUGGCAUCGAGAACCUGACGGUUAAAGGUGGCCGUCAGUCUGGAGCUGUUCUCUACAACGCCUUCGGCAUGAUGGGCCGCUCGGAUGCGGGAGGGAAGAUGGGAAUGUCCAAGUCCAAUGGUUCAAGCGGCUCCCAGACAGGAAGCGGUUACAGCACAGACAUGUCCGAUGACAACCUGCCUCCUGACGCCAUCAGUCCGAACUCUGACGCCAACGAGCACACGGACUCAGACGACCAGGAUGAAGGUGUGGAGUCGGACGACCUGAAGAAGGACCUCCCGCUCAUGCCUCCGCCACCAGAUUCCAGCAGCAUGAAGCUCACCAUCAGAGAGAUCUGGUUCAGUUUUGCUGCUCCCACUAAUGUUUGCUCAGCUUCUGAGACCAUGUCCAGGCAGCUGAAUCUGCUCAGCACCGCCACACCUGCAAUCGGAGCCUGGCUGGUUCCCAUCGACCAGCUCAAGUCUUCUCUACGCAAGCUGGACAUGGAGGGCACGCUGAGGGUGUGUGCAGUGAUGGGCUGCAUCAUGACCGAAGCUCUGGAGAAAAAGAGCAUCCACAUCCCGAUCCGCAGCAAGUACAACCGUGUGACCAAGCGAGCGCGCUACUUGCACGAGAACCCCUCCUGUAUGCUUUGCAACAUCCUGCACCGCUACCUGCAGCAGGCAGACUACUCCAUCAUAGAGGAGGCCACCAUGAAUGACGGCGUCCCCGCUCUGGUGACCCUGAAGAAGGGUCUAGUGGCUUUGGCCCGACAGUGGAUGAAGUUCAUCGUGGUGACCCAGGGCUUCAAGGCGAUCGGUCUGAUUGGACCCAACCAGCUCACCAAAGCCAAGGAGGCUCCGCCAAGCCUGGGAGGCCCAAUGGGACUGGACAACGGAGCGGCGCUGCAGAGCGACACCAGCGCCGAUGGUGCUGAGUUUGAAUAUGACGCAGCUGCAGUGAGUGAACACACCAUGCUGCUGGAGGGGGUGUGCAGUCGUCCUCCACCCAAAGAGACCACCUCUGGUCCCGUCAGCGGGGUGGAGAUCAUGAGGAAGCUCUCCAAGUCCCACACACACAACGAGUCUGCUCUCAGGAUAAAGGGCUCACAUCCCUACCAGUCGCUGAGCUACACCAGCGGUGACACGGCCGCUGACUCACCUGCCCAUGUGAGCCGGGUCGGACCGACAGCCAAGGACAGCCCGAGGAAGGAGAGCCUCCUGAGCAACCUGACGGGCAGCUUUCGCAGCCUGCACAACCUGCUGGAGGGCACGCCUCAGAGGAACGAGCCGUCUGCAGCCACUGCGGCCAAGAGCGGCUCGCUGACCCGCACAGGGACCGACAUGCUAACGGAGCACCCUCUGCUGUCCGAACCGUCCUCUGUCAGUUUCUACAACUGGAUGUCCAACGCUGUUGGGAACCGGACCGGCGCUGCAGCUCAGGAGUCUCCGCUCAGCCGCUCUCAACACAACAGCCUGCAGACAGGGGGCAUGUGCAACCUGCCCACCAUCCCCUCAGCGUCGGACUUCAACACGGUUCUGUCCAGUGACCAGAACACCCUGGACGGGACCCACUCCCAACACAGCACCAGUCAGGAAGACAUUGUGGACAUCGAGGAGGGGAACCAGUGUCCAGCAGCCGUCCAGCUGGCCGACGCCCAGGUGGUUUUCAAGCCUUUGCUGAGCUACACGGGCAUCCAGGCCCAAGAUGCCACUCCACUCAGCUACAAGAUGUACUUCGGAGAGCAUUUAUCCUUCUCUGGGAACCUGGAGUGUCUCCGAGCAGACAUCGUUGAUUCCGACACAACCAAAGAGCGCAAAAACAAGCGUUCCCGGAGACAAGGCACGGUGAACCUACCUCCGCUGGAGUUCAAGCCAGCUCUGCUGAUCGAGACCUUCAGCGUGAACGCCGUGGUGAUGGAGAAGUCUACCAGCGCUCCCCAGGGUCCCACCGCCGCUCCGCUCUCCUUCCAUGACCUCAACCGGCGCCACUACAACACCUUCCACUGUGACUUCACCACUGCCUGCCAGGCCAUCAGCCAGCGCGUGGACAUGGCGCUGGUGCGCCUCAUCCACCAAUUCAGCACCAUGAUCGACGACAUCAAGGCCACACAGACUGACAUCAAGCUGAGCCGCUACACCGCCGGCUCCGCCUCGCCAACGCCCACCUUCAAGGCCCGGCCCUACCACCACUUCAGGUCCUCGGACUUCAGCCGCAGCUCCAGGGGGAGCCUGAACGGGGCGGGUCGCAGUGGGACCCAGACCCUGAAGAGCAAGAGAGGGGUUGUUGGAGGCGGGGGGGCUGGGGGAGGAGCAGGCGGUCCUCCUUCUGGACCUCCAUCAGCCAUGGACACUUUAGGAAGACGGGAGCCGAGAGGACGGACCUCCAUCGGACGUUCAGAGCGACGCACCUCUAAGGUGUCGAGGAAGGGCUCGCGUGACGUGGCAGACCACAUGGCGAUCCAGAUGGACGACUCGGACUCCAUCACGGUGUCGGAGCAGAGUGAGCCGUCAGCAGAGUGUUGGCAGAACAUGUACAAGCUGCUCAACUUCUACUCCCUCAUCUCCGACCCCACCGGCAUCCUGGAGAAGAGCUCCCCGGAAAACUGCCUCUCAGAAAGUGGGCGUCGCCCCUCGGAGCCGUUCUGUAAGGUGACCUUUGAGAACGAGCAGCAGGAACCGGCCACGCCCAACAAGCCAUUGGGGGCGGGCGGGCGGCGCCGCAGCCUGGUGAGCUCCGAGCCCCAGCACGUCACGCUCAUCGUGUUCGGCAUCGGCAUGGUGAACCGCACUCACCUGGAGGCGGACAUCGGCGGGCUGACCAUGGAGGCGGAGCUAAAGAAGAUCCAUGGGAGCUUCACCCUGAAAGAGAAGAUGAAGGAUAUUCUUCACCAGAAAAUGACAGAGACGUGUGCGUCUUCUCAUAUCGGAGGAAUAAACAUCGUCCUGCUGGAGGGGAUAACACCAGACAUCCAACUGGAGGAUUUCCCCACGUCUCCCACCAGCACCGCUAAACAAGAGUUUCUAACGGUGGUCAAGUGUAACAUCGCCAAGUCCCAGGCUCUGUACAGCGCCCAGCGCGGCCUGAAGACCAACAACGCCGCUGUCUUCAAAGUGGGGGCCAUCAUGAUCAACAUCCCCCAGCAUCCGGCGACGCUGCACAGCAUGAUGGUCCGGAGCUCCCAUCAACUCUCCAAGCAGAUCGCCGACCUCAUCCGGCAGCCGUCAAACGUUCAACCUCCUAACAGAGAGGACACGCCCACCCCCCAACCUUCCGACAAAGCGUCCAGCAUCAAUCAGACCCCCGUGGAGGCCAACGAGUUCCCCCAGCUCCCAGAAGGUCUGGAGAAGAAGCCCAUCGUUCUGAAGUUCAGCGCCACGAUGGACGGCAUCACUAUCGGCGCCGCACUGCUGCCCUCGCUGAAGGCGGAGUACAAGAUGGGCGCCAUGAAGAGCCAUGGCAUGACAGGAGCUCAGACCAGUUUCACCUUUGAGUUGCCACACCACAAACUGUGCUUUCAGUCCAAAGUGUCCCCAGUGGACUUGUCCACCAUGUCCCCAUCAGCCAGCCUGACUCUUCCUCAGGUCACCAUGUCAGGGGAGUACAUCAUGGAGGAUCACGAGAGCCACUCGGAUCAGGGCUGGGCACCAGAUGACUUCCCAGCAAAGCAGGGGAACUACCUGCAAGGAAACUACCUGCGAUGUGUCGCCGAGAUCGGAUCAUUCGAACACAACCUGACCACAGAUCUGCUCAACCACCUGGUUUUCCUGCAGAAGGUUUUCAUGAAAGAAGUCAACGAAGUCAUUCAGAAGGUUUCAGGAGGCGAACAACCGAUUCCUCUGUGGAACGAACACGACACCUCGACAGAUGCAGACAAGCCCAAAAUUCUGCUUUACUCCCUCAGUCUGAUGUUUAAGGGGAUCCAGAUGACCGCCACCACUCCCUCCAUGCGGGCCGUGCGCUUCGAGACGGGCCUGAUUGAGCUGGAGCUGUCUAAUCGGAUCCAGUGCAAGGCUCAGCCGGGAGGCAGCAGCAGCUACCUCAAACUCUUCGGAAAAUGCCAGGUGGACCUGAACCUGGCGCUCGGACAGAUCGUUAAGCACCAGGUGUACGAGGAAGCCGGCUCUGACUUCCACCAGGUGGCAUACUUCCGUACUCGGAUCGGCCUGCGGAACGCGCUGCAGGAGGAAAUCAGCGGCUCGUCCGAUAAGGAAGCUGUCCUCAUCACGCUGAACCGGCCCAUCGUUUUUGCACAGCCAGUGGCGUUUGACCGAGCCGUGCUCUUCUGGCUGAACUACAAGGCGGCGUACGACAACUGGAAUGAGCAGCGCCUGGCCCUGAACAAGGACAUCCACAUGGCCACUAAGGAGGUGGUGGACAAGCUGCCGGGCAUUCAGCAAACCUCCGCCCAGGCCUUUAGCACCCUCUUCCUGCAGCUGACGGUCAACGACCUCGGCAUCUGCCUCCCGAUCACCAGCUCCUCACAGAAAGGACAAGCUGCCCAGGAGGGCGGUUCUGAAGCCAAGGUCUCCGACCCAACCGGCCAGCGGAAAAAAACACUCAAAACCAAUCACAGCAUAGACUUCGACACCGGGUCGGCUCUGGUUCUGACCAUCGAGAGCACCCUGAUCACUGCCUGCUCCUCAGAGUCCCUGGUGAGCAAAGGACACUUCAAGAACUUCUGCAUCCGCUUCGCUGAGGGCUUCGAGACCACCUGGGAUGACUGGAAACCGGAUAUCCGAGGAGACCUCGUCAUGAAUGCCUGCGUGGUUCCUGAUGGAACGUACGAAGUGUGUUCCAGGACCACGGGCCAACCCUCAGCAGAGAGCAGCAGUGCCGGGACCUGGACUCUCAAUGUGCUCUGGAAGAUGUGUGGGAUUGACGUUCACAUGGACCCAAACAUUGGGAAGCGCCUCAACGCCCUGGGGAACACGCUGACAUCACUCACAGGCGAGGAGGAUGUAGACGACAUCGCCGACCUGAACUCCGUCAACAUCGCUGACCUGUCGGACGAAGACGAAAACGACACAAUGUCACCAGCCAUCCACAUGGUGAGUCCAGAGAGCCCGUUCAGCCCUCGGCUCACCUUAAGGAAGCGUCUGGUAAACCACAUCCUGGGCCUCAGCCCCAGGCCUCUGAGUGUGUCCGACCCACCGGAUCACUUAAUCCAAACGGGCAGUACCAAGACCCAAAGACCCCUCUCCUGGGCCUGUGAGACCAUCGACCCCCGCAGGCUGACGGUGACGGGGAACCAGAUGGUGGACGCUCGGGGCAGGAAGUUCACCAAGAGGGUGGUGGACAUCCGGGAGCUGAACGAGCAGGCCAAAGUCAUCGAUGACCUCAAGAAACUAGGAGCCAGCGAGGGCACCAUCAACCAGGAGAUCCAGCGCUACCAGCAGCUGGAGUCGGUGGCCGUCAACGACAUCAGGAGGGACGUCCGGAAGAAGCUGCGGCGCUCCAGCAUGAGGGCGGCUUCUCUGAAGGAUAAAUGGGGUCUUGGCUACAAGCCGAGCUACAACCGCUCCAAAAGCAUCUCUGCUGCUGCUGGCCGGCCUCCUCCGAAGAGGAUGGACCGGCAAAGUUCCAGGAUGGGAGACGUGGACGAUUUUCCAGAUAUCCGUGUGGACGCGUCGUCUCCGGGACCUCGGGUCACCUUCAACAUCCAGGACACGGAGUCGGCCCAGGCGCCCGUCAGUCCAGAAGGAGUGUUCCAGUUUCCUGAGGAGCCAGAGAUGGACCUGUUGUCAGUCACCAUUGAUGAUCCAUCCCAUCAUCACCUUCACCUCCAUUCUCCAUCCGCUGUCGAGGGUCUGCAGUCAGUUUUCAGUGCCCCCACCACCCCCGUUGUCUUCUCACCCGCAAUGUCCUUCCAGCACGAUGACAUUAGACGAGACGACCUGUCCUCUUCGUCCUCGGACGACUCGGAGAAGGAAGACGAGUUUGAGAGGCCAUCCAGCUACCGCAGACCUCUUCAAACAUCUCACAAGAGGUCCUCGGGCUUUUCUGCGGUCAGUCAGCUGUUCAGCGAGCGCUGGCCGACCACGCCGGCCAACCGCAGCUUCGGUGGCCCGACGUCGGAGAAGAACAUCGACUUUGAGCUGGACGUUCGGGUGGAGAUCGAUAGCGGGAAGUGCGUCCUUCACCCGACCACCCAGCAGGCUGAGCAGGAGGACGUGUCCCUCAGGAGGAGCUACGAUCGCAGCCUGAGGAGUCUGGAUCAGGAUUCUCCUCCCAAGAAGAAGAAGCUCCAGCCCACUUACAUCUCCACCUCGCACCUCCUCGCUGGGAAGAAAUGCCCCUCCUCCCUGCAGACCAAACCCAACGACCUGGAGACCACCGUCUUCUACAUUCCAGGGGUGGACGUGAAGCUGCACUACAACUCCAAGACCCUGAAGACGGAGUCACCCAACGCCUCGCGGGGAUCCUCCCUCCCCCGCACGCUCUCCAAAGAGUCCAAGCUGUUUGGUAUGAAAGAUAGUGGCCCUCCAACCCCCCCCAAUGCUGCCCAGAGCAAGACUAACUCGCUCCUACCUCCCCCGCCCCCACCCAUCCCGUCAGCCAAAGGAAAAAGCAUCGGAGGAGUGAAGACUGCUAAGCUGUAUGCCUGGGUGGCUCUGCAGACCCUCCCAGAGGAGAUGGUCAUCAGCCCCUGUCUGCUGGACUUCCUGGAGAAAGCCCUGGAGACCAUCCCCAUCACACCUGUGGAGAGGAACUACACAGCUGUGGCCCAGCAGGAGGAGGACAUGGGUCAGUUUGAUACGGUGGAGCCGCUGGAGGAGUCCGGCACCUCCCUGGUUUCCUCCUCUACGUCUGCCUACUCGUCGUUCCCAGUAGACGUGGUCGUUUACGUCCGUGUUCAGCCUUCCCAGAUCCGGUUCAGCUGCCUGCCCAUGUCCAGGGUGGAGUGUAUGCUCAAGCUGCCCUCCUUAGACCUGGUCUUCUCCUCGAACCGGGGAGAACUGGAGAUCCCGACUGGACCCGCCCCUUCAGAAGGAUCUCAACCGCCCUCCUCCACUCCACCAGGCCAGCACGUCCCCAAACUACCUCCCAGUAAAGCGUCUCCAUUGUUGGGGAGCCCUUUGGGUCGGAGCCGCCACAGCAGCAGCCAGUCGGACCUAACCGGACCUCCUAGUACCUCCUCAGGCCUGAGCUUCACCGCCUGCAUGUCCGACUUCUCUCUCUACGUCUUCCAUCCCUACGGAGCCGGGAAGCAGAAAUCAGCAGUGACCGGCUUGCCUCCGGGCCCUGGACCGCUAGGUACGGUCGACGAGGAGCCGUCCUCCGUGACGGGGAGGAAAGACUCUCUGAGCAUCAACCUGGAGUUUGUUAAAGUCAGUUUAUCCAGGAUGAGGCGUACCGGAGGUCCGACCUUCAUCGAGAGCUUCGCCAAAGGAGGGAAAAUGGACACGACCCUCAUCAACAUCUCAGCCGUGUGCGACAUCGGCUCGGCUUCCUUCAAGUACGACAUGAGACGACUGAGUGAGAUCCUGGCAUUCCCGAGAGCCUGGUACCGCCGGAGCAUCGCCAGACGCCUCUUCCUGGGAGACCAGACCAUCAACCUUCCAGCGGCCUCUGGCCCCGCCACGCCUGACUCAGCUGAAAACAUCACCCAGCAUCUUUCCCCCGAGUCUAGCCGGAAAGCCUACUGGCGGACCUGGGAUGGCAGCACCGGGACUCACAUCCCUCAGUCCCCCAACGUGUUUUCAGAGCAUUCCACUGGGAGCCUGGGUCACCUCAAGUCCCCCGCUCCGGGUCGCACUCGGAGCGUGUCCGAUUCCUCCGCUCCCAGACGAGACUCGGUGAGUAAAACGUCCACGCCAUCCUUCGGGAAGAACGGGAAGUCGGCCGGUCAGCAGGGCUCUCCCUGGGAGACGCUGGUGGUUUUCGCCAUCAACCUGAAACAGCUCACAGUCCAGAUGAACAUGAGCAACGUGAUGGGAAACAACACCUGGACGACCAGCGGCCUGAAGAGCCAGGGCCGGCUUUCUGUGGGAAGCAACCGGGACCGUGAGAUCAGCAUGUCCGUGGGCCUGGGCCGCUCCAAGCUGGACUCCAAGGGCGGAGUGGUGGGCGGGAACAUUGACGUGAACACCCUGGAGAUGGUCUCUCACAUCUCUGAGCACCCAAACCAGCAGCCCAGUCACAAGAUCCAGAUCACCAUGGGUUCUACGGAGGCCCGGGUGGACUACAUGGGCUCCAGUAUCCUGAUGGGAGUCUUCAGCAACGCCGACCUGCAGCUGCAGGAUGAGUGGAAGGUCAACCUGUGCUCCGUGGACAACAGCCUGUCGGAAAAAAGUGAGAUCUUUGUCCACGGCGACCUCCAGUGGGACAUUUUCCAGGUGAUCAUUUCCCGCUCCACCACACCAGACCUCAUUAAGAUCGGCAUGAAGCUGCAGGAGUUCUUCACCCAGCAGUUCGACACCAGCAAGCGGGCCCUGUCCACAUGGGGCCCCGGCCCCUACGUGCCUCCCAAGACCCCCGUCAUCAGCACUGAGAAGGGAUCCGCUGAGCUGUACAUGGAUGCGGCCCAUCACCGGCACUGGCCCGGUGUUCUGAAGGUGGUGGCGGGCUGCCACAUCUCCCUGUUCCAGAUGCCUCUCCCCGAGGACGCCGUUCAGCUGGGCGGUUCCAUGAGCCUCCACGGGAAUCACAUGACUCUGGCCUGCUUCCACGGACCCAACUUCCGCUCCAAGUCCUGGGCUUUGUUCCACCUGGAAGAGCCCAACAUCGCCUUCUGGACCGAGGCCCAGAAGAUCUGGGAGGACGGCUCUAAGGACGACUCCACCUACAUAGUCCAGACUCUGGACUUCCAUCUGGGUCACAACACCAUGGUGACCAAACCCUGUGGAGCCCUGGAGAGUCCGAUGGCCAUCAUCACCAAGAUCACCCGCCGACGACACGAAAACCCCCCGCAUGGAGUCGCUACGGUGAAGGAGUGGUUCAACUACGUCACCGCCAUGAGACACGAAGAACUGAACCUGCUCAGGAACGUCGAAGCCAACAACCCGGAAAGCGGCGCGACGGCUAAAAGCUCUAGCCUGCUGAGCAGCUUCCGAAGUUCGCACAGCUACAACCAUGAGAAUGAGACCAUCUUUGCCCUUCCCAGAAUGCAGCUGGACUUCAAGUCCAUUCACGUCCAAGAUCCAGACGAGCCGGUUCUGACCGACUCCAGCAGCAAACCCAAAGUGGAGUGCAGCAUGGUGACGGAGUUCACCGACCACAUCUGCGUUACUAUGGACGCCGAGCUGAUCAUGUUCCUCCAUGAUCUGGUGUCGGCCUACCUGAAGGAGAAGGAGAAAGCUCUUUUUGCCCCACGCAUGUUUGUGACUCGGCCCGGUCAGAAGAGUCCCACGGCCCUGCAGGACGACGACUCCACCAACAAGGACAAGGACGACGGCAUCAACUGCACCACGGUGGACUGGAGGGAGUUCAUGUGCAACACCUGGCACCUGGAGCCCACGCUCAGGCUCAUCUCCUGGACGGGCCGGAAGAUCGAUCCCGUGGGAGUGGACUACAUCCUGCAGAAACUGGGCUUCCACCACGCCAGGACAACGAUUCCCAAGUGGCUGCAGCGCGGCGUGAUGGACCCGCUGGACAAAGUGUUGUCGGUUCUGAUCAAGAAGCUCGGCACGGCCCUGCAGGACGAGAAGGAGAAGAAAGGCCGGGACAAGGAGGAGCACUGAGGAGAAACACUGGACUCGUGCAUCACUGCUGCGUUUUUAAUCGUUUCCACACUAAACCCUGUGAUCGUCUGCAAGCUCGUUUGCCACUUUCAGCUCCGACUGAAGCGUUUUGCACCAAUUAUUUUUUAAUCUCACUGUACGUUUGGAACCAAGUAGUUUUAUUACUCUGCUUUAACUCCCAGCCUGUGAAACCUGGUUUACCCGCUUAUAUAAAGAUGACCACUAGCUCAAGAGGAUCGACUUGUUGAAUCAUUGCCUUUUUGUUUCCCAUGGAACACAAUGCUUUAUGUACUUUAAAUAUUUUAGACCAGUUCAGCGAUCUUGUUUUUGACAUGAGGUGCUCCGCUCAGCCACCAGGAUGAUUGUAACUAUUAAUUCAACAGCGAUCACCGUCGGUAUUAUUUAUUGGUAUGUGGGAAUGUAAUUUUAUGUGAUGUUUUUGUCUUUUUUUAAUCCACUCUGUAGAACAUGUGUACAUAGAUCAAUUUCGUAAAUGUGAUGAUUUCCUAACUUAAUAAAACUGCUGCCAUUCGUUUGAAAUUAAA
Molecule: messenger RNA, 16160 nt
Organism: Nothobranchius furzeri (turquoise killifish)
Lineage: Eukaryota; Metazoa; Chordata; Actinopteri; Cyprinodontiformes; Nothobranchiidae
Product: KIAA1109 ortholog
Biological process (GO): synaptic vesicle endocytosis
Source: RefSeq, a predicted model, not a curated record